Hemibagrus wyckioides is the source of this 3973-nucleotide messenger RNA. Its product is annotated as gastrula zinc finger protein XlCGF26.1-like. The transcript is spliced from 3 exons. Gene Ontology annotation, biological process: regulation of transcription by RNA polymerase II. Bases 160 to 2028 code for a protein of 622 amino acids. The record is from RefSeq and is a predicted model, not a curated record. Gene Ontology annotation, molecular function: DNA-binding transcription activator activity, RNA polymerase II-specific; RNA polymerase II cis-regulatory region sequence-specific DNA binding. NCBI's taxonomy places the organism in Eukaryota, Metazoa, Chordata, Actinopteri, Siluriformes, Bagridae. Gene Ontology annotation, cellular component: nucleus.
GAGAUUUAACAUGGCGGCGCCCUGCUGGUGAAACUCUUUCCUGCUCCUGCAAACUGUACUUAUUUACAACAAACAAACAAACAAACAAAAUAUCACCGAAUUUCUCAUGAGUCGAUAAACCCGGGCAAUAUCGGGACCGUUCGUUUGCAGAAAUAUAUAAUGGCAGACGAUUGCAAAUCCGAAGAAUCAGCUAAACCUGAGAAACAAGAAAACGACGACUCUACGGACACGGACGAUGGGACCACGAGCUCGGUGCAGAGUUACUACUGCUCGCUGUGUGGAAAGAGUUUUUCUAGAAAGGGACACCUUAAACAACACCACCUAAUCCACACAGGAGAAAAGCCACAUCAGUGCUCAGAGUGCAGGAAGACAUUUUCGCAGCAAAGCAAUCUGAAAAUUCACCAGCGUAUUCACACCCGAGAGAAGCCGUACGGAUGCUUGCAGUGCGGGAAGAGUUUUACGCUGCAGAAUACCUUUAAAAACCACCAGCGCAUUCACACGGGAGAGAAGCCGUAUCACUGCUUGGAGUGCGGGAAAAGUUUUACAGUGCAGAGUACGUUUAACAACCACCAGCGCAUUCACUCCGGAGAGAAGCCAUAUUACUGCUCGCUGUGCGGAAAGAGUUUUACCAGAAAGGGACAUCUUAAACAACACCACCUAAUCCACACAGGAGAAAAGCCACAUCAGUGCUCAGAGUGCGGGAAGACAUUUUCGCAGCAAAGCAAUCUGAAAAUUCACCAGCGUAUUCACACCCGAGAGAAGCCGUACGAAUGCUUGCAGUGCCGGAAGAGUUUUACGCUGCAGAGUACGUUUAAAAACCACCAGCGCAUUCACACGGGAGAGAAGCCGUAUCACUGCUUGGAGUGCGGGAAGAGUUUUACGCUGCAGAGUACGUUUAACAACCACCAGCGCAUUCACUCCGGAGAGAAGCCAUAUUACUGCACGCAGUGCGGGAAGAGGUUCACACGACACAGCACUUUUAAAAACCACCAGCGCGUCCACACGGGGGAGAAGCCUUACUACUGCUCGCUGUGUGGAAAGAGUUUUUCUAGAAAGGGACACCUUAAACAACACCACCUAAUCCACACAGGAGAAAAGCCACAUCAGUGCUCAGAGUGCGGGAAGACAUUUAUACAAAAAAGCAAUCUCAAAAAGCACCAGCGCGUUCACACCGGAGAGAAGCCAUACGAAUGCUUGCAGUGCGGGAAGAGUUUUACACGACAGAGUCCUUUUAAAAACCACCAGCGCAGUCACACCGGGGAGAAGCCGUAUCACUGCUCGCCGUGCGGGAAGAGUUUUACGCUGCAGAGUUCGUUUAAAAGACACCAACUCAUCCACAACGGAGAGAAGCCGUACUACUGUACGCAGUGCGGGAAGAGUUUUACACGAUACAGUAAUUUAAAAAGCCACCACCGCAUUCACACCGGGGAGCAGCUGUAUUGCUGCUUACAGUGCGGGAAGAGUUUUCGAGAGUUGGCUACUUUAAAAAACCACCAACUCAUUCACACAGGAGAGAAGCCGCAUUACUGCUCGCAGUGCGGGAUGAGUUUCAGAGAGCUGAGUCAUUUAAGAACGCACGAACGCAUUCACAUGAGAGAGACGCCGCACUACUGCUCUCAGUGCGGGAUGAGUUUCCGAGAACUCAGUCAUUUAAAGACGCACCAGCGCAUUCACAAAGGAGACAAGCCACAUUACUGCUCGCAGUGCGGGAUGAGUUUCAGAGAGUUGAGUCAUUUGAAAACUCACCAGCGCAUUCACACCGGAGGGAAGCCGUAUUUUUGCUCGCAGUGUGGGAUGAGUUUCAGAGAGUUGAGUCAUUUAAAAACGCACCAGCGCAUUCACACAAAAGAGAAGCCGCAUUACUGCUCGCAGUGUGGGAUGAGUUUCAGAGAGUUGAGUCAUUUGAAAACGCACCAGCGCAUUCACACAGGAGAGAGGCCAUAUCGCUGUUCGCAGUGCGGGAAGAGUUUUAAACAACAUGGAUCUUUUAAGGCACACCAGCGCAUUCACACAGGAGAGAAGCAAUAACGCUUAUUUGCAGAGUUUGACAAGUUUUACACAACCUCGUUACUGCAUGCAGUGUUUUUGUCCUAAAUAGGAAAUGACUCUCUUUUGAAGAGACCUGGCAUAGGCAGGUGAAGAUGACAAGAUGACUUUUAUGGUUUAAUGAUCAUUUAUAUGUGAACAAAUUAUAUCAUUUAAAUAGUCACUAUUUUCUAUGAGGCACUUGUUGAUGUCACUCUUGACAUUGGCUGGAUCUUAUAUGUGGUACAUGUUGUACAGUACAUCACAAUGUAACUGCUCAUUUACAACUUAUUAUAAAUAGCCAGUUUUAGAGUCAUUGAACAAAUCUAAUUCGAUUAGCUACAGUAGUUAUUUUUGUUCGUGUUAUUCUAACUGUUUAGAAUAAUGUAUGCAAUAAUGUCUAGUUACAGGAAAUGUUUCUGUAAUAAAAUAAUGUUUGGAUGUUUGCACUGUAAAAUAAUAUAUAUUUAUUGUUUUGUUUUCCCACUAUUACCAUUGCUAGCAGCAGAAACUGCUCCAAACAGCAUUUAAAAUGUUCUUCAUGGCCAAAACAGCAACAUUGACGAAGGAUAUUCCUAAAUUUGUGCAUUUGCUGAUCAGUAGUAAUCACCUAUAAAAUACUAUGUGUAUUUGGAAGGUAUGUGGAAGGAACUGCUGAUUUGUGUGCCAACAAGACUUUGGGGAUGUGGUAGCUGGUUAAGGCCUUGAUCGGAAGGUGUGAGUUCGAAUCCCAGGUUCACCAUGUUGCAACUGCUGACCCCCUGAGCAAGGCCCUUAACCCUCAAUUGCUCAGUUGUAUAAAAAUGAGAUAAAUUGUAAGUCGCUCUGAAUAAGGGUGUCUGCCAAAUGCCAGAAAUGUAAAUGUAAAACUCUAUAAAAGACAAAUCUCUGAAGCAGAAAGCACAAAAUGACUACUAAAUGGCAAAAAAUACAUGCCAGAGGAGUGAGAAAUUAGAGUGGCAUCUUCAAGAAUAAAAUAAAAUAUAUUAAUUAGCAGCACAACCAAUCACAGUAAAUCAAAUGGCUAAAAAAAAUCCAAAAACCAAGUUUUCACUUUUCUUUUACUUUUUUGUUUUUUGAAAAAACAUUAAUGCCUAGAUUAGUGGAGGACAUUAUAGCAGCUCUGAGGUGGUCUUCACACUGGGCAGCUUUACAUUUAUAUUACCGUUUACGGCACUUGGCAGACACCCUUAUACAAAGUGACGUACAAGAGUUCUUUUCUGUAAUCUGAAUCCGAGUGUAAUUGUUUCCCCGCACAGCACUGGGCUUGAUUAUAUCACUCACUUGAUUACAUCGAACCCCUGUUAACGUUUAUAGGAAUUGUAACACAAUUUCAGUGCAACCGAACUCGUACCACCUCCUACAGGUAGCCUCGAGUUCGGUACCUCACCACACUUUCUGGUCCACGUGACAGUUUCACAUUACCAGUAUUUCAUGUGAACUGUGCUCUGUUUCAGACUAAACUGCCAGUGUAAAAACUCUGUGACUUCUUGUCUUUUCUUAUGGCCAGGGUGGAAGUUUUCCAAGAGACACGAUUUCAAGUUUAAAGCAAAUGUGCCGAACACAUGCCAGGAUAUAUUAAACGGAAUGCUGAAUUCCAUCAGUUUUGGGCUGAAAGAGGAAGACAUUGUGAGCUGGAAAAUCUCACACAGAACACUAAGAAGCAGAUGGCAAAUUUUAAGUUGCAACAUAGUUUACAUUUAUAGCAUUUGGUAGAUGCCCUUAUCCAGAGUAUCUCAUUUAUGCAACUGAGCAGUUUAGGUUUAAGAGCAUUGCUCAAGGGCCCAGAACUGGCAGUUUAGUGGUUCUGGUAUUUGAACUCACAACCUUCCGAUUAGAAUUGGUUGCUUAUGUCUUUCAGCUGGCUCAGAGAUUAGUGCAGAGUUGCCUGGAUUCCAACAGUAACAUUGAGUAGUUCAUAAUAAUAAUAAAAAAUCUCUGUACUCCA